CCUGUCCCGCGCUUGAGCUGCUUCCGGCGGGAGCCGGAAGACGCUGUGUAUGGACGGAAUCUGGGACCGAAUGACGGCCGGUCGGCUGCUGUGGACGGGCAGGCUAAAUUGAUUGUCUUCCCAGCACAGUGUCUUAAAGGAAUGCAUAGCAUUUCCUAGAGAAAUAUGAGCAUAAGAGGAAUGUGUCGUUGACUCUGAAUUAAAUUUGAGCCUGUCCCUGAACAGCUACAGAAUUUGGAAACUGAAUCAAUGUUAUCAGAUGAGUUAGAAUCCAAACCAGAGUGUUGUCUUUCUUCCCCGCAGCUCCUGGUACAGUUUGUUCAGAAUACAUCCAUCCCAUUGGGACAAGGGCUUGUGGAAUCAGAACCUAAAGAUAUUACUUGCUUGUCCCUCCUUCCAGUGACUGAGGCCUCAGAAUGCAGCCGGCUAAUGUUACCAGAUGAUACUCCAAAUCAUACUAAUUCCUCCAAGGAGGUCCCUUCCUCAGCUGUGUUGAGAAGCCUUCAGGUGAAUGUGGGCCCAGACGGAGAAGAGACGAGGGCUCAGACAGUACAGAAGUCCCCGGAGUUUUUGUCAACUUCAGAGCCGCCUAGCUUGUUGCAAGACCUACAGCCAAGUGAUAGCACUUCUUUUAUUCUUCUUAACCUAACAAGAGCAGGUUUGGGCUCUUCAGCUGAGCACUUAGUAUUUGUACAGGAUGAGACAGAGGAUUCAGGAAGUGAUUUUCUUUCCAGUGAGAGCACAGACAGUAGCAUUCCAUGGUUCCUUCGGGUUCAGGAGUUGGCCCAUGACAGUUUGAUUGCUGCUACUCGUGCACAACUGGCAAAGAAUGCAAAAACCAGCAGUAAUGGGGAAAAUGUUCACCUUGGUUCUGGUGAUGGGCAACCCAAAGAUUCUGGGCCUCUUCCUCAAGUAGAGAAGAAACUCAAGUGUACAGUUGAAGGCUGUGACCGGACAUUUGUGUGGCCAGCUCACUUCAAGUACCACCUCAAAACUCAUCGAAAUGACCGCUCCUUCAUCUGCCCUGCAGAAGGUUGUGGGAAAAGCUUCUAUGUGCUGCAGAGGCUGAAGGUGCACAUGAGGACUCACAAUGGGGAGAAGCCUUUUAUGUGCCCUGAGUCUAGCUGCGGUAAGCAGUUCACAACAGCUGGAAACCUGAAGAACCAUCUGCGCAUCCACACAGGAGAGAAGCCUUUCCUUUGCGAAGCUCAAGGGUGUGGCCGUUCCUUUGCUGAGUAUUCUAGUCUGCGAAAACAUCUGGUGGUUCACUCAGGAGAGAAGCCUCAUCAGUGCCAAGUCUGUGGGAAGACCUUCUCUCAGAGUGGGAGCAGGAAUGUGCACAUGAGAAAGCAUCACUUGCAGCUAGGAGCAGCUGGGAGUCAAGAGCAGGAGCAGACUGCUGAGCCACUAAUGGGCAGUAGUUUGCUUGAAGAGGCUUCAGUACCCAGUAAAAACCUCGUGUCUAUGAAUUCCCAGCCCAGCCUUGGUGGAGAAUCCUUGAAUCUACCAAAUACCAAUUCUGUCCUGGGAGUUGAUGAGGUGCUUGCAGAAGGAUCCCCUCGUCCCCUGUCUUCAGUGCCUGAUGUGACACAUCACUUGGUGACCAUGCAGUCAGGGAGGCAGUCAUAUGAGGUUUCUGUCUUAACUGCAGUAAAUCCACAGGAGUUACUAAAUCAAGGAGACUUAACUGAAAGCCGUACAUGAUCAUGGGUGUUGACUCCUGGAAGAGCAGCUCUGUCCAAUUCCAGAGUGCAUACUUAGUGGGAACAGGAUGCUUAAGGCUCAAGAUCUGCCAGAACCAAAAUGAGGUCCUGCUUUUGCCUCUGGUCAUCUUCCCUGGCAUACAAGAUGAAUAUAGGAAGACUUCUCUUCAAACUAUCAUCUGAUCCAGAGAAGGAACAAAGCAAUGAAUGGGGUGAGCUAGGUAACUACCUAACCUCUCCCUCCCACUGCAAAAUUUUGGGAUGGACCUGUCCCAAAAGUGAAUUUGGAUUAUGUGUUGGCCGAAGAUUCUCGUUAUGAGUUUUCAUCCCAGACUCAGCUGUUUUUUCACAUGGAUGAACUGAUUCCUACCACCAACCAUAAAACUUCACCAGGAAGUUUUCAAGAUGCCUUGUUGCUUUGGAGAAGGGAGUGAUGUCAGUUCUGUUGUGACAUUCUCCCUUUAGCAACCUGAGUAAGAGACUCUUCGCCACUGGGCUGCAAAAAUAAAUUACUUGAAUCCCCCUUG
Messenger RNA from Choloepus didactylus (southern two-toed sloth), 2230 nucleotides. RefSeq names its product zinc finger protein 410 (gene ZNF410). Gene Ontology annotation, molecular function: DNA-binding transcription factor activity, RNA polymerase II-specific; RNA polymerase II cis-regulatory region sequence-specific DNA binding. The coding region runs from base 250 to 1704 and encodes 484 amino acids. Gene Ontology annotation, cellular component: transcription regulator complex; PcG protein complex. The transcript is spliced from 12 exons. Lineage: Eukaryota; Metazoa; Chordata; Mammalia; Pilosa; Megalonychidae. Gene Ontology annotation, biological process: regulation of transcription by RNA polymerase II. The record is from RefSeq and is a predicted model, not a curated record.